Messenger RNA from Pseudo-nitzschia multistriata, 2471 nucleotides. The record is from the annotation of a GenBank genome assembly. NCBI's taxonomy places the organism in Eukaryota, Bacillariophyta, Bacillariophyceae, Bacillariales, Bacillariaceae.
GGACACCCAACCAGCCACCAAGCAGUAUCACGGUAGUUACUGGAUUGCUUCAAAGCAUCGUUGAAAAGAAAUCAACCCCAAAAUGAGAAUACAGACGGCUUCUCUCCUCCUCUUCCUGUCGUCUUACGAACAGAACGAUGGUGUGGCCGACGCCUUCUCGAUGGUGCCCAGGCCCACGGGGAAAGCGAACGCCCCUUCGUUUUCCGUGACGCCUGAACCCGUCACCGAGUCGUCCACCGUUCUCUUUGGAAAACGCCGACAGACCAAGAGGAAAAAGAAGCAGACCCAGGGACGAUCGCAGCAGUUCUACGAAGCCAUAGAAGACGCGAAGGGAAACAGCAGCGCCCCGGAGGAAUCCUCGUCGACCGCAACGGCAACGGCAACACCGCCCCGAUCGCCCGAGCAGCAAAAGGCUAUGGACGAAGCCCAGGCACGAUUCGAGCAGCGCCCCGAGGUCACCACCAUGGUGGUUGACGAGGAAAGCGGAACGGAAUUCAUCGCGCAGGGACAGAAAGUCAUGGACGUGGUCACGCGCAAGGCCGUGAAGCUCAGCAACGCGGGAGCGGACGCCCGGUUGGCGCAGAUGUUUCCGGGCGUGCCUCCCCAGGUCAGGGAGCAGCACCGCAUCGAUUGGAAGACGGCGGAGAUCCCUGAGGUCCUGGACAAACUCCUGGCGGCGUGCUCGACCGACCUCGGUGACGGCAAGACAGGCAUCCCCCCACAUCCGUCCCUCACCAACGAGGGCAUCGACUUUGUCCUGGCCAACCGCGAUCGCCUCGGAUACAAAAUGUCAAAGACCAUCCCCCGAUGGACCUUCAAUGCCGCGUCGCAGGGAAGGAUGGCCGAGGCGAAGGAGGUCUGGAACAAGCUCCACGUCAACUUCCUCACGAUCGAGAACUAUGUCUCGGGACCCUUUCGACAAAUCAUGCAGGACGCAGAGGGACGCGUGGGACCGAACUUUGGGAACCUCGAACUCGCUAGCUUCUGCAGCGGCGAUCUGUACGAGCGGGUCGCCAACUACCUCGUGCUGAAGGGCAUGGUGGCGCACUGGGAAAAGAAGGUGGUCGAUGCCGACUUUCUCGAGAACAGCGACGAGGACGAGAUCAAAAUGUACCGGGGAGAUCCCAAGCGAUACCUUAAGAAGGACUCGCAGGACGCGCCCAUCCUUUACACGCUCAAAGAAUGCACGCAGGUCUGUGCCAUGGCCCAGCAAAUGUGCAAGCUCUUUGUCGAAGAUGAGAAACUGUUUGGUGACUUUCCGGACGAGAUUGUCUUUUUGGAAGACGCCCUUACAAUUAGGGGCGGAACGGCGCUGCGAAAGUACAUGAUCGACGAGUUCUGUCCCUCGCGUGGCAUCACACCCGAGGGACUCCGGGAGGGCGUCAAACGCUUGGGUCAGCAGCUGGACAACAUGCAAAUAGAUCCGUACGCCGACAUUACCAUGAAAAUAGAGCAACUCUAUGCCGCCAUGGCGGUUGGAUCCGACGACGCUACGGAUCCCUACGCGAAGUACCUGGGCUUCCAGGCCUCGGAGGACCCGAACAAUCCCGCCUACUUCGAGACGUAUACCUUCAACCACGCCAAAAAAUCGCUGGUACGGUUCAUGGACGACACCUACCCCAGCGUGGGUGGCAUUGCCGAAAUGAUCGGACCCCCACCCGCCAAGGGCGAAAACGAGAACGAAGAAAAGAAGAACCCCUUCGAGGGCCUGACCAACGGGUUGAACAACAUCAUGGGCCAGAUCAAGGGCGAGCGAACGCUGCGGGUCGAGCCCUCCUACGACGACGAUGCUACCCCCUACGUCGUACCGAAAGAGAGAUCGAUCGGCAGAAAGCACGACCAGGGUUGGUUCGAGGAGCUCAACGCCGACGACGGUAACCCGAAGGAUCGGUUCGGAAAGAUGGAACCGGGGCGAAUCAUCGACUAAGCAACAAGAACAACAGGUAAAAGCAAGUAGUAGACGUUCUGCACGUGGCACUGGACUAUCAAACCGCGUGAAAGGUAUCCAUUUUAAAUAAUAGCUAGUGAUGUGCAAUCGAUCUGAUGGUUUGUGCAGUGUAUCGUAGCGCGCUUGUAGCACCCACUGCGUUGAUUUGUGUCGAAACGAAGUCGAAGUGGAACUGCAUGAGCAAGAUUACCAGUAUGAAUACCCUCAAGGGUUUUUCGUUUAGUAAAGGAUUUUGAUCAGUGUCGACAUGGGAAACGAGCUGCACGGAUGUCGUAGAGGAAACAUUGUGUUAUCUUUUCGGAAAUCCUAGUUUAGGAGUCCCCAAACUACUUACAAGAGACACUGCAGACAACGGUCAAUCAUUCUUACCCCUGUUUGCUACGACUACAAACUGAGUACUGUAUUUUGUAUUUUGUUUCAACUUUCCCUGGCAUCCAGAACAUCCCUAAACCCUCCGAAAGCGGGUACGCCGUGGAAAAUUCAUUGUUGGGAAUUUUCACGAAAAUAAUUGUGCCAUAUCCAU